UCCCACUUUUCUCAAACGGCAACAUCCUCCUAAUCUGUACAUCACCACUUUUUGCUCAAGAAUUCCUAGAUACUUUCUAGAUAUUUUCAAGUGUAUACACAAAUAAGAAAUCGCAAAGAUGGGAAGUAUGGGAUCCGAAGCACGGAGGAUAAAUGUUUGGUUAGACUGUGAUCCAGGUAUGUAAAAUCAAACAAAAUCGAAUCAAAAACUAAGGUUACCGCGACAUCGAAAUUCUCCGCUUGCUAACACUCCUUGCAUAGGCCACGAUGUAAGUUUCGUAUUUUCCUGUCUGUGGGAGAUAUGCAUGUUGAAAAGUGUCUUAUAUUCGUCAUCUUGAAGGCUUAAGCUAGCUGUGCAUUAUGCAAGAUGGAAAGAGAUAUGGGAAUUAUGGAGUCACAUGAUCUAUUCUCGCGGCAUCGAAGGUUAUCCAGAAAGAUUGAAUCUGUGAAGAACGGGAUCAAGAAGAAUAGCUAAAUAAUAAACAGGAUGCAUUUGCUAUUCUUCUCUCCGCCUACCAUCCCUCUCUAAAUCUCCUCGGUAUCUCCACCGUUCACGGAAACUCCUCUAUAAACCAUACUACCUACAAUGCGACCUCUCUUCUUACAGCCAUGUCCGCAACCCAUAUCCCCGUCUACCGGGGCUCUGGAGUCGGAUUAGUACGACCCGCUGUUCAUGCUCCUGCUAUCCAUGGAGAAUCUGGGUUAGAAGGAACAAAUCUUUUACCGAUACCUGCGAAAGGACCUGUUGAUGAGUUGGCUAUCGAUGCUAUGGCUAAAGCAUUAUUAGCUACGUCACCUGGCUCCGCUUGGGUUGUUGCUACAGGUGCAUUGACAAAUAUCGCGUUAUGCUUUCAGAAAUAUGAGGGAUUAGCUUCACAUAUCAAGGGAUUAAGUAUCAUGGGUGGCUCCGUUGGGAACGAUUUCACAGACGCAGUUUUAGGACGAGUAGACCAUAAAGAACGGAUAGGGAACUGGAGUACCUGGGCCGAAUUUAACAUCUUAGUUGAUCCGGAAGCUGCGGCAUUUAUAUUCGAACACGAGGUUUUGAAGAGGAAGUCUGUGCUUAUUCCACUGGAUAUUACGCAUCAGGUAUUAGCGACGAAGGAGGUGCAGGAGAUGUUGAGGAGUGGAAAGGAUGGGAGAGAAAAUACUACACUGAGGACGAUGUUGGUGGAGCUGCUUAUGUUUUUUGCAGCUACUUAUGAUAGAGUUUUUGGGAUGAGUGAUGGACCGCCGUUACAUGAUCCGUUGGCCGUGGCGGUUAUUAUGGAUGGGAUCUUGAGUGCCGAGAUCCCUUUUUAUGAUUUUGAGGAGGGAGGGAAGACGGAGAGAUUUGAGGUUAAGGUUGUCACUGAGGGCAGUCAUGAAGAUGCUCAGAAUGGUUCGGAAACGGGUAGAACUAUUGUCAAACUGCUUCCUGAAGGGGAGCAGGGUGUCAAGAUUCCAAGGGGCUUGGAUAUUAAGAGGUUUUGGGACGUAGUGGAAGACUGUCUAUCUAGAGCUGAUGCCGCAAACAAGGUGAACGGGAUUGUUUAGAAAGAAUUCUAUAGAAGUAGAAAAAUAGAAAUAUCUAUCUUCAAAAUUUGAUG
Messenger RNA from Sclerotinia trifoliorum, 1588 nucleotides. The record is from the annotation of a GenBank genome assembly. NCBI's taxonomy places the organism in Eukaryota, Fungi, Ascomycota, Leotiomycetes, Helotiales, Sclerotiniaceae.